AGAGGAAAAAAGAAGAAGAAAGAUAAACUGGUGCAAAAGUUCAGCCAAAAAGAAUAGGCUUAAAGAGUGAUAAGUUUUGUGCGCACAAAAUAAAUGAGGCACCGAGUUUUUUGUCAUCAUGUUUCGUCAAAUUGCAUUACGUGCAUGUCCAACAUGGCUUGAAAAUAAACUCAUGUUUUUGUAUUUUAGGGCAAAGAGUGCUUCUGUCAACGGCAGAUCGCAUAGUCUGAGUGCAACAGUAGAUCAUUCCAAUAUGAAAGUACAAAUAUUACCAGCCCUUCAAGAUAAUUAUAUGUAUUUAAUUAUCGAUGAAGAAACACAGGAGGCUGCUAUUGUAGAUCCUGUCGAUCCAGAAGCUGUAACUGCAGCUGUCCAACAAAAUGAUGUCAAAUUAACAAAGGUGUUAACUACUCAUCAUCAUUGGGAUCACGCCGGAGGAAACGCCAAACUAUCUAAAAGCUUCGCCGAUCUCGUGAUAUAUGGUGGAGAUGACAGAGUAGAAGCCAUUAAUCGUAAAAUUAUGCACAAUGAUACAUUCAGCAUUGGCAAUUUAUCAGUCAAGUGUCUAGCAACACCUUGUCAUACGCGUGGGCACAUUUGUUACUAUGUUACGGGAGAAGGACAACAUUCACCAUCUGUAUUCACAGGGGACACGCUGUUUGCUGGAGGCUGUGGGAAAUUUUUCGAAGGUACCGCAGAUCAAAUGUACAAAGCGCUCAUCGAAAUUCUAGGCUCUUUACCUGAAGAGACAAAGGUGUAUUGUGGACACGAAUAUACUGUCAACAACCUCAAGUUCGGUCUACACGUGGAGCCUGAGAAUGUGGCAAUACAACAAAAAUUGGAUCAGGUGCACAUUCAACGUGCUAAUAAUCUUCCAACAGUGCCUAGUACUAUUAAAGAUGAAAAGCUGACAAAUCCGUUUAUGAGAGUGCACGAACCAUCCGUUAUGAAACACGCGCAGCAAAAUGAUCCCAUUCAGACAAUGUCAUACUUACGGCGUGAGAAAGAUAACUUUAAAGUUUAAAUUUUCGAUAAAACACUUUCCUUUUU
Molecule: messenger RNA, 1050 nt
Organism: Trachymyrmex cornetzi
Lineage: Eukaryota; Metazoa; Arthropoda; Insecta; Hymenoptera; Formicidae
Product: hydroxyacylglutathione hydrolase, mitochondrial
Exons: 5
Coding region: 119-1024 (301 amino acids)
Molecular function (GO): hydroxyacylglutathione hydrolase activity
Source: RefSeq, a predicted model, not a curated record